Haemonchus placei is the source of this 378-nucleotide messenger RNA. The record is from the annotation of a GenBank genome assembly. NCBI's taxonomy places the organism in Eukaryota, Metazoa, Nematoda, Chromadorea, Rhabditida, Trichostrongylidae.
GCGCAACUGGUCGCCGUUCAUAAAGGAAGAUACUACAAGCGAGCAGAUGGAUUGGCUCUCGGUCCAGGCCCGUUCGUUGCUGCAUUAGAGUAUGCCACUGGGGCUAAGGCGGAAAUUGUCGGCAAGCCAGAACCUGCAUUUUUCCACAUGGGAGCUGCUACACUGGGCAGCGAUAUCGACCUCGCCAAUACUGUAAUGAUUGGUGAUGACGCUAAGGACGAUGUUCUUGGAGCAAUCAAAUCUGGUAUGAAAGGUAUUCUUGUCCGCACUGGGAAGUAUAGAAAAGGAGAUGAGCAACAAAUUCCUCUUGAACGGAGGAAUUGUGUCGAGUCAUUUGCAGAAGCCGUCGAUUUAAUCGAAAGCGGAAAGGUUUUAUAA